Messenger RNA from Cebus imitator (Panamanian white-faced capuchin), 585 nucleotides. RefSeq names its product TRAF3-interacting protein 1-like. Gene Ontology annotation, cellular component: intraciliary transport particle B; ciliary basal body; centrosome. The record is from RefSeq and is a predicted model, not a curated record. Gene Ontology annotation, biological process: intraciliary transport; cilium assembly; regulation of microtubule cytoskeleton organization. The annotation marks the transcript as partial. NCBI's taxonomy places the organism in Eukaryota, Metazoa, Chordata, Mammalia, Primates, Cebidae. Gene Ontology annotation, molecular function: microtubule binding. The transcript is spliced from 2 exons.
GGCCUCUCUGAGUGACCAGCACAGUCCUAAGUUGACCUGUCUGCCUGCUGGCUGCUGCUGGGUGCCACUGGGUGCUGCUGGCACUGGUUCCCCUGCACAUUCUCCAUGCCUUCCUUUCCAUGGCACCAGUUUCUGCCUCUCCUUUGGGUUUCUUUCCCUUUUCCUCCUUUCAUGCUGGGUUUUGGAGUCAUUUGAGAUGGAAGGUGGGCCAUUCGAGUAGCUGUAGGGUCAGACCCCCUUUCUGCCAGUUUAUUUGGGAAAAAUCUUCCAUGUCACUUAGCUCUUGUAACACUAGCUACAAAAGUUGCUUGUUUGUUGGGAACUAAAAUCUGCCAGUAUAGAGAUUUGCCCUCAGAUGGAUUUCCAGGAGAGAUCUCUCGUCUUUGAGUCGGCAUGGAAGAAGGAGAAGGACAUCGUUUCCAAGGAGAUAGAGAAGCUCCGCAUGUCCAUCCAGACCCUGUGCAAGAGCGCACUUCCCCUGGGGAAGAUCAUGGACUAUAUCCAGGAAGAUGUGGAUGCCAUGCAGAAUGAGCUGCAGCUGUGGCAUGCCGAGAACAGGCAGCACGCUGAGGCUCUGCAGCAGGA